This is a messenger RNA of Dermacentor silvarum, 1644 nucleotides long. RefSeq lists its product as uncharacterized. The coding region runs from base 463 to 1131 and encodes 222 amino acids. The transcript has 2 exons. NCBI's taxonomy places the organism in Eukaryota, Metazoa, Arthropoda, Arachnida, Ixodida, Ixodidae. The record is from RefSeq and is a predicted model, not a curated record.
AUGAUGGCGAUGACUUAAGGCUGUGGCACAUACCCACUCACGGGGAUUGGCCAAGAGUCGGGCAGAUUUUUACACAUGUGCUAAGCGAAUAAAUUUAGAGAUCCACGAUUUCGAUGAAAAAGGUAAAGCGAGUAAAAUCCAAAGACGAUUCAGUGAACACUCGUUGCAAUCGAACACAGCUCGCGACGCGUGUCUCGCGCGAGACACAGCUGAGCGCGUGAGAGGGAAAAGGCCCGAAUCGAUGACGAAGAAGACGCAGAAGAAGCCUUGGCGGAUCCCGAACCGCCGCGGGUCAGCCCCGAGUUGCCCGUCUUCGGUGGACGUCCGAGGUCCCCCGAAGAGCCGCCGAAGACUCCGCGCCCUGCGGAGACGACGUCGUCGGCACGCGCGUCGUCUCCCUACUCGUCAGGGCCCCAGAGUCCUCCGCCGAGACCGGAAGGAAGAUCCGGCAGCCGCUGCCCAAUGGAGACCGUCCCGCUAGCCGACCAAUCCUGCCAUCGUGCAGGAAUACUGACAAACGUUGCCGGCGGAGGCGUGUGCCUCUCCCGGUGUCCGCCGUCAGUGACGAUCGUUGUCCAGUCGCUCCCAAAUACAAACGACCCCGUGGUGCUGGCCCCUCCGUGCCAAGCACCUGCCACGUCGACCGCCGAAGAAGGACGUCCGUUACACUCACAACGCAGUCCGAACACUUUCUUGCCUUACGUCAACAGUCAUCCUCUCGUGCUGCCACAGCUGCUGUCGCUCCACGUACCAAGAUCGAAGGUGUCCCACUGCCGCCACGACACGACUGUGGUUCUCCCCUUUCUCGUGUCCACAUUGGCUCUGAACCUGCUGCCCCUACUCGCCUGUGCGCUUCUACGCUACCACAAAAUUGGGUUUCCGCGGGUGUCUGCAUCGCAGCCAACGAAUCGCGGCCGGGACUGCGUCGUUAGCGCCGGGCUGUCCACCGAAGAACAGUCGACUACGCGGCGGGCCGGCAUCACCACUGGUUGCCAACUGAAAACGACAGUUACCUUGUCGCUAUCGAACUGUGGUGAUGACGUCGGCCAGACGGUUGUCGUCCCAAAUCCACGAGAUGUGCGGUCGUCGACCGACAGUGACCUCGUCGACCGUGUGCGACUCCUCGCCUAAUAGCGUAUAAGCUGACUGGGCUAGUUGGUUGAUGACUCGGCAGUUCUCCGCCCUGCCACUGCUGGUGCUCCGCGUGUAGUGGACAAUACGGAGCCAUAGCCUGAGGCUAUGCACGAGCGAACCGGCAGACGAGGCCAAGCGAUUUCAGCACAGCCCUCAGAGCUUGUGGCUUUUUCUUGGCUGCCAAAAACAUUUUUUUUUUUUUUAAGGCGCAAGGAAUGCCGGCUUCCUGCUUGAAGUGGUCGUGACGGCAUCGAGUGUCUGGAGGGGCUGCUUGUGCGCUGCGGUGACUUAACUGUAAAAAAUUGAUGUUCCAUGUCACGCACUGGCGACGUUCUGGCAACGUACAGGUGCGGGCCACUGGCUGAAAAGCGUUUUUUGUUGGUUUUGACUUUGUUUUGUUCUUUUAUAUAGUUGAACGAGCAGCCGCGAAGAAAAGCUUUUUCAUUUCCUGAAUUUUUUUUUCUAAGCACGGAGCUGCAAACCAAUAAAGAGUGUGUGUGUUGCCUUUUC